ACCGCAGGGCUUUGUCUUGCUGCACGCUUGAGCGAUGAUCCAAAAAAUACGGUUCUUGUUCUUGAAGCCGGCGAAGCCAACUUGAGUGACCCAAACAUUCUGCGCCCAGCCUCGUUUGGCAGUCAUUUUGGCAAUCCCUCUUACGACUGGUCUCAUCAGACAACCAAGCAGAAGUAUUGCGAUGGAAAAUCGUACAUUUGGAACCGCGGGAAGGGUCUCGGUGGUAGCUCAGGCAUCAACUUCAUGUGCUGGGUAAAGCCUCCGGCGUCCGAUAUCAAUGGCAACGCAGAUAUCGAACGACUAGGCAAUCCGGGCUGGAACUGGGACAAUUAUGACAAGUAUACUGCACGUACCGAAAGUUUUGUCGCACCGGAUCCCGAGAAGCAGAAGGCCCACAAUCUGGAACUCCGUGCAUGGAAGGGUGGAUCAGGUGACUCACUGAGUAACUCUGAUUUCCAGUACCAGCCAUCGGAAACCUCAUUGAGCGUCAUGCAGACUCUGAUCAACUGCGGUAUUCCCAUUGCUCCUGACCCUGUGAGCAAGAGGUUCCCCGCUGGUGUAUACUUUGCGCCGAACACGGUUGAUCCCAAGACGCAUACCCGCACUUAUUCAGUCACCGCUUUUUAUACGCCAAACGCACACCGCGAGAAUAUAACUGUACUCUGCGGAGCUCAGGUCCGAAAGGUCCUCACUGCAAGCAGUGCUGACGGCCUGCUCGUCGCAGAGUCAGUAGAGUUCGACUCUGGAGGCAAGGUCCAUGCCGUUAAUGCUGCUCGUGAGAUCAUACUAUCCGCUGGGGCCUUGAAAACCCCUCAAAUACUCGAAAUGUCUGGUAUUGGACUGAAGUCGGUGCUGAACGAUAUCAAUAUUCCCGUUAAGCUUGACCUGCCCGUGGGAGAAAAUGUUCAGGAGCACAUAUACGUCGGGAUUAGUUGGGAGCUUCGCGAGGACGUGUCCUUUGAUACGCUGGAUAUUUUACAAGACUCCGAAGUUGCUUCAAAGCAUCUGGAGCUGCACGUCGCGGGAGAAGGCAUAUUCACCACUGGCAUUGUUGGAUUUGCCUUCGCCGGUCUUGACAAGGUCUCUGGGCGCGCUCCCGAGAUUAUUGCGCAUGCUAGGAAAGUCAUGGAGGAUAGGAGUCAACUCUCGCCUGGACUUGUCGAUCAAUACGAGAUUCAGCUCGAGAGACUUGAAGGGGGAGCACCCGGAUGCGAGAUCAUCAGUAUCCCCGGAUUUAUGAGCGGCCCUAACAUGCCAGAGAAGGGAAAGAAAUACUUGACGGUUCUGGCUGCCAGUAACUAUUGCCUCUCGCGCGGAACAAUUCACUCUACGACUUCCGACCCCAGCGUUGAUCCUGCAUACGAUCCUCACUACAUGCAGCGAGAAUGGUCAGAUGCUCAUAUCCUUCUCGACACUGUCAAGUUCGUUCGCAAUAUGUCUAACGUUGCCCCGUUCAAGGACAUGAUCGUAAAGGAGGUAAACCCCGGCGCGGAUAUUAAAGAUGAUGCCGCAUUGGAUGGCUGGAUGAAGCAGACAAUGGGAACUACAUUCCAUACGUGUGGCUCGGCUUCCAUGCUUCCAAAAGACAAGGGAGGCGUUGUAGACCCGGAUCUCAAGGUGUACGGAACGACCAAUCUUCGCGUUGUCGAUCUAUCCAUUCUACCACUUCACUUUGCCGCACAUCCGCUGGCUUCGGUGUAUGCCAUCGCUGAGCAAGGUAAGAGCUUCGCUCAGCACGUUUCAGGUUCAGCGCUGAUAGUACUGUUUCAGCGGCGGACAAAAUCAAGGAAGCAGCUGAAUCCAGUGUUGCUUGAUUCGCGGCGGGAUCCGGAAGGUCGGUUCUCUUCGAAGUGCUUAGCAGGAAACAAGCGGCCGGGAAGGAAGUAA
This is a messenger RNA of Punctularia strigosozonata HHB-11173 SS5, 1887 nucleotides long. RefSeq names its product alcohol oxidase. NCBI's taxonomy places the organism in Eukaryota, Fungi, Basidiomycota, Agaricomycetes, Corticiales, Punctulariaceae. The transcript has 21 exons. The annotation marks the transcript as partial. Gene Ontology annotation, molecular function: oxidoreductase activity, acting on CH-OH group of donors; flavin adenine dinucleotide binding. The record is from RefSeq and is a predicted model, not a curated record.